UCUGAUUGGUCGGUCGGUAUUAUCAAUGAAACUUGUGGACGUCACUAUUUAGAAGACUAACUUUUUUAAAGGGGAAAUAUAAAUAUUAUUGUUUAUUAAAUAAAAAAAAAAAUGGCAUUUACUCUUUGGACUCUUUUUGAAGCUUCCCUUUUAUGCCUAAAUGCUAUUUGUGUAUUACACGAAGAAAGGUUUCUUGUAAAAAUCGGCUGGGGAGCUAGACAAAAUAUUCAAGGAUUUGGUGAAGCCCCUUCUAUAAAAUCACAAAUGUUGAAUUUAGUACGAUCUAUUAGAACAGUUGCAAGGUUUCCAUUAAUAUUUCUCAAUAUAUUAACAAUAGUUGUAAAAAUGAUACUUGGGUGAUGAUACAAGUGAAAUAAAUUCGGCUGAUGUAAAAUACAGAACUCGUAAGAAUAAAAGUACAACUUCUUUUUUAUCUAAUGUAAGGUAUCAAAUCUUUAUAUACAUAUUUAUUGUAUGAAUUUACGUAAUUUAAGAUAAAUAAACCAAAUGUUUGUAUUGAAAUAUAAAUAAUAUUUUUUACAAACUCUA
Messenger RNA from Leptopilina boulardi, 549 nucleotides. RefSeq names its product immediate early response 3-interacting protein 1. The record is from RefSeq and is a predicted model, not a curated record. Lineage: Eukaryota; Metazoa; Arthropoda; Insecta; Hymenoptera; Figitidae. The transcript is spliced from 3 exons. Gene Ontology annotation, cellular component: Golgi membrane; COPII-coated ER to Golgi transport vesicle; endoplasmic reticulum membrane. The coding region runs from base 112 to 360 and encodes 82 amino acids. Gene Ontology annotation, biological process: endoplasmic reticulum to Golgi vesicle-mediated transport.